CAUAAAACAGAACGAAAGAAAAUUAGCGAUUUCUAAUUCCGUCACCCGAAACAAUGAACGGCCGAUAAAUCUCGCGAUACUAUUGAAACUACUACCCCCAAAAUGCACAGCGGCUUCGGUCCGUCCGCCUAUCCCCUGGAGUCUGGAGGGUCCCGGCAUGCCUCAAGGCGCGAAAGGCAGCCUGGGAACCGUAGUCCUCUUGGACGCCUACCGGUAUUGCCAGCGCGGCAGUGGCGGAUCUCGGUUCCGUCCAGCGGGUUCUGUAAAGCGAGCUGAGGCGGAGAAAGGGCGCGGAACUGGAAAGGGGUGAGUCAGGCGCUGGCUACGUGAUAAAGGGAGGCGGCACUGCGGCAUAAGACUGAAUUAGGUAAAUGGACCCGUGCUGCAGUCUCUCCGGAGACACCGUGAUCUAGCGCCAGCGAGAAGAGGGCGAGGAGGAGCCAGAGCCCGGUCCUUGCACCCGUUCUCGCCCUCGUACCCCGCCGCCAUCUCCACCAUGCAGUCCCGGGAAGAAGCUCCGCGCUCUCGCCGCCUGGCCAGUCCCCGCGGUGGGAAGCGGCCCAAGAGGGUUCACAAGCCCACGGUUUCGGCUUUUUUCACGGGCCCGGAGGAGCUGAAGGACACGGCUCAUUCUGCAGCCCUGCUGGCGCAGCUGAAGUCUUUCUACGACGCGCGGCUGUUAUGUGAUGUGACCAUCGAGGUGGUGACACCUGGCAGCGGGCCUGGCACCGGCCGCCUCUUCCCCUGCAACCGUAACGUGCUGGCUGCCGCGUGUCCCUACUUCAAGAGCAUGUUCACAGGUGGCAUGUACGAGAGCCACCAGGCGAAUGUGACCAUGCAUGAUGUGGAUGCCGAGUCCUUCGAGGUGCUGGUCGACUACUGCUACACAGGUCGUGUAUCCUUGAGUGAAGCCAACGUGGAACGCCUUUACGCGGCCUCUGACAUGUUGCAGCUCGAGUACGUGCGGGAAGCUUGUGCCUCCUUCCUAGCCCGCCGCCUUGACCUGGCCAAUUGCACCGCCAUCUUUAAGUUUGCCGACGCCUUCGGCCAUCGCAAACUGCGAUCACAGGCCCAGUCCUUCAUCGCCCACAACUUCAAGCAGCUCAGCCAGAUGGGUUCGAUUCGAGAAGAGACUCUGGCAGACCUGACCCUCGCCCAGUUGCUGUCUAUCCUGCGCCUUGAUAGUCUAAACAUAGAGCUUGAGCAGACCGUGUGUCAUGUGGCAGUGCAGUGGUUGGAAGCGUCUCCCAAGGAGCGCGGUCCCAACGCUGCGGAAGUCUUCAAGUGUGUCCGCUGGACCCACUUCACAGAUGAAAAUAAGGACUACCUGGAAGGGCUGCUGACCAACACCAUUGUGAAGAAGUACUGUCUGGACCUUAUCGAAGGGGCCCUGCAGAUGCGAUACGGUGACAAGUUGUGCAAGUCUCUGGUGCCGAAGCCAGAGAGCAGUGGCGGCAGCAGCGGCAGCGGCACUAGCGGCGGUGGCGGCGGCAGCGGCGGCAGCGGCAGCGGCAACAGCAGUGGCGGCGGCGGCGGCGGCAGCGGCUGCGGCAGUAGCAGCAGCAGCUCUAUGGUACCUACAUCAGAAAAUCCGCCCCAGAGGCUGGGUGUGUGCGCUAAGAAGAUGGUGAUCUUCUUUGGACAUCCUAGGGAUCCCUUUCUGUGCUGUGACCCGUACACCGGAGAUAUUUACAAAGUGCCGUCACCUCUGACCUGCCUUGCUCACACCAGGACUGUAACCACCUUAGCUGUCUGUGUCUCUCCAGACCAUGACAUCUACCUGGCUGCCCAGCCCCGGAAAGACCUGUGGGUGUAUAAGCCAGCCCAGAAUAGUUGGCAGCAGCUUGCCGACCGCCUGCUGUGUCGCGAGGGCAUGGAUGUGGCCUACCUCAAUGGCUACAUCUACAUCUUGGGUGGGCGAGACCCGAUUACCGGCGUUAAAUUGAAGGAAGUGGAAUGCUACAGUGUUCAGAGAAACCAGUGGGCACUGGUGGCUCCGCUACCCCAUUCUUUUAUAUCCUUCGAUCUAAUGGUAAUUCAGAACUAUCUUUAUGCUCUCAACAGCAAGCGCAUGUUCUGCUACGAUCCUAGCCACAAUAUGUGGCUGAAGUGUGUUUCUCUGAAGCGCAAUGACUUUCAGGAAGCCUGUGUCUUCAACGACGAGAUCUACUGUAUCUGUGACAUCCCAGUCAUGAAGGUCUACAAUCCAGUCAGAGGAGAGUGGAGGCAGAUCAAUAAUAUUCCCUUGGUGUCGGAGACCAACAACUACCGGAUAAUCAAUCACGGCCAAAAACUGUUGCUGAUCACGUCGCGCACCCCACAGUGGAAGAAGAACCGGGUGACCGUGUAUGAAUAUGACACUAGGGGAGACCAGUGGAUUAACAUAGGUACCACGUUAGGCCUCUUCCAGUUUGAUUCCAACUUCUUCUGCCUGUCAGCUCGUGUUUAUCCUUCCUGCCUCGAGCCUGGUCACAGUUUCCUCACGGAGGAAGAAGAUGUGCCGAGUGAAUCCAGUACUGAAUGGGAUUUAGGUGGAUUCAGUGAGCUGGACUCUGAGUCAGGAAGUUCAAGUUCUUUAUCUGAUGAUGAUUUGUGGGUUCAGGUAGCUCCUCAGUGAAAUGCACAGGAUCAGAAUUUGUUGUAGACAGGUUGAAACACUACGGUGUUUUUACUGCUUUGGAAAGUGUCUUAAAGAGAUACCCUUUCUCUUUGCUGGGAAAACAACAAAACAAAACAGGUUGAUUAAUUUCAGGUUUGGUUUAGAAAGGGUAUUGUUUGAAAUACUAACAUAUUUAAUGUUAGGGAGUUUAUACACUCAAAGAAAUCAACCUAUUUAAUAAUUUACUGUUCUAGAAGUCCUAUAUUGAUUUGAUUGUUUGGUAUGUUUAUGUUUGAUUAUACUAAUUUAGUCUUCUGUUCUUAAAUCUUAUAUUCUGUUUCGUGCCACAAGUACUGUGACUUGAAUUUUGAUUUUUAAAAUAGAAAACUUACUGGCUAGGAAUUACCAGGUGGGGUUUUGAAAGUAUAUAUUUUCCUUCAGAACAGGGUAGUAGGUUUCCACAACUUUAAAUUAGUGGGUUAUUACAAAAUGUGUUCUAAUUUAAAUAUAGUUUGCCAGGUUUUAGCUUAGUUACCUCCCCUGUGUGAAGAAGAGAAACAAAGACAGCUUAUAUGUUUAAUGUGACUGGUGAUUUCAUUUGUAAUGAUGUGCAGAAUGGCAGUAAGCUCACUAAAAGUAAAAACGAAGCAAACACAAACAGGAUUCUACUGUUUGGAAAGAAAUUUGUUUUAAAUUUGUAAUAUAAAAUGUGUAUUUGCAAACAGUGACCAGUUUUCCAUCUGUUCUAGUAGUGUCACCAGUCAUUGAGAAACCUUAAAAAAAACAAAAACAAAACUAACUUGCUUUGUCGCUUCACAUUUUUGACCUAUACUUGAUACAUGCUUCACAGAAUCAGAGGAAUAAUCCUCUUUUUCACUGGAGACGAUUGUGUAAAUUUGUAUCCAUUGUCUUAAAAAGUUUAUGUGAUUCUUAAAAUACUUGGGCUGUACAAUUUUAGUGUUCAUCUGAGAUUUGUCAGCAAAAUGUGAUUAUUCUUUGCUGUUUAAUGAGAUAAUAUUCGUUUUGAAAAUAUGUGUAAGCUAAGAACAGUAUUUUAUUGAGAUCAGUAGAUAUUGUGUCUAUCAACUAUAAAAUCAAGUGCCAGCAAAGGACUUUAAAACUUUAAGUUGUGUAUAGAACUGUUUUGUGUAGCAUUGAAAUAUUGUCAGUUUUUGUAAGUCACUAAAUGUUAUUAUCAGCUUAAAGGUAUUUUUGUAUUAAAAGUUUACAGUUAAAUAACAUAAGUGAAUGAUGGCAUUUGGGGCCAGUAGUGAAAGUAUAUUUCGUCUAAAAUAUUUCCCUAAGCAGUGGUAUACAUGUUCAAUUCAUGGGUCUUCGGAGUCUUGGCCUUAAAACACUGGAUGUGUCUUCCACCACUCUUUUUCCUUUCUCAGGGGAGAAACAUGGAUAUGGUGGUGACCCAGUUUUGACAAUCCAACAGACAACAUCUUGGAGAAUGGCAGAACAACAAGAUGAAAAGAACCUGCAUCACUGAAUGAUUUUAUGGAAUAUAGAUACUUACCUGUUCUGAAUCACCUUUGAUCUCUGCAUAUUACAGAGAAAAAUAUACUUCUGUCU
Messenger RNA from Panthera uncia (snow leopard), 4177 nucleotides. RefSeq names its product kelch repeat and BTB domain-containing protein 6. The record is from RefSeq and is a predicted model, not a curated record. Lineage: Eukaryota; Metazoa; Chordata; Mammalia; Carnivora; Felidae. The coding region runs from base 497 to 2617 and encodes 706 amino acids. The transcript is spliced from 2 exons. Gene Ontology annotation, molecular function: protein binding.